CGCGCAAGCGUUUUAUAUAAAGCAACCUCAACGCGACUCGCGAGAUGUCUCCGGAUUCCUCUCUCCGUAUCUGUUUCUCAACUCUCGUGUGAUUAUAAAGAAGGGGAAAUCGUUUCAAUCGUUUUCUUGGAAUUCUGUGAAGAAAGUUAGAAGAAGAGAAACAGAGAAAAUGCCGAAAUCACCAGAGGAAGAACACCCACGAAAGGCCUUCGGCUGGGCAGCUAAGGAUUCUUCUGGAGUCCUCUCUCCUUUUAAAUUCUCCCGGAGGGCAACGGGAGACGAAGACGUGACUUUCAAAGUGCUUUACUGUGGGAUCUGUCACUCCGACCUUCACUGCGUCAAGAACGAAUGGGGAAUUUCUACCUAUCCUUUAGUCCCCGGGCACGAGAUCGUUGGCGUAGUAACGGAGGUGGGGAGCAAGGUAACAAAAUACAAAGUUGGCGACAAAGUGGGCGUGGGUUGCAUGGUGGGAGCUUGUCACUCCUGCGACAACUGCAAGAACGAUCUCGAGAAUUACUGCCCCAAGAUGAUCCAAACCUAUAACUGGACCAACGUCGAUGGUACUAAGACCUACGGUGGCUACUCCGACUUCAUGGUCGCCAAUGAGCGUUACAUCGUCCGGAUGCCUGAGAACAUGCCUCUCGACGCCGGUGCGCCUCUGUUGUGUGCCGGGAUCACUGUCUACAGCCCCAUGAAGUAUUACGGACUCUGCUCCCCUGGCAUGCAUUUGGGUGUGGUAGGUCUUGGUGGGCUUGGCCAUGUGGCUGUCAAAUUCGGCAAAGCUCUUGGGAUGAAGGUGACUGUCAUCAGCACCAGUAUUGGCAAGAAGGAGGAAGCCCUCGAACGCCUUGGUGCCGAUGCCUUCUUGGUCAGUCGUGACCAGGAGCAGAUGCAGGCUGCCACAGGUACAAUGGAUGGUAUCAUUGACACCGUUUCUGCUGAACACCCUCUCCUUCCAUUGGUGGGUCUGCUUAAGACACAUGGGAAGAUCGUUAUGGUGGGUGCACCAGUGCUGCCACUCCAGCUUCCGGUCUUCCCUCUGCUAAUGGGGAGGAAGUUGGUAGCAGGAAGCUGCAUUGGAGGAAUGAAGGAAACGCAGGAGAUGAUCGAUUUUGCGGGGAAACACAACAUAACUGCCGACAUUGAGCUCAUUCCGGUCGAUUACCUCAACACUGCCAUGGAGCGACUUGCAAAGGCCGACGUCAAAUACCGAUUUGUUCUCGAUAUUGGAAAAACCUUGACCCCAGCUUAGGCUCAAAGACAGUUGCCUUUCAUUGGUCAUUUUUGCAGCUAUGGUUCAUGGUUAGGAAUUGAAGAGGGGAAGAAGCAAAACGUUCUAAGUGGUGUGUUCUUUGUGUUCUCAUGAACAAUUUAAUGUUUUGGUUAUUAGUUUACUUGAGGUGCAUGUGAUGUGAUCCUAAUAGGUUAAGAAAACUAUGUGUCAAAUGUCUCGGGGGCCUGGAAGUUUUAUAUCGAAUAAUAAUUCUGAUUUCUUUGUUUUA
Molecule: messenger RNA, 1502 nt
Organism: Macadamia integrifolia
Lineage: Eukaryota; Viridiplantae; Streptophyta; Magnoliopsida; Proteales; Proteaceae
Product: probable mannitol dehydrogenase
Exons: 5
Coding region: 170-1252 (360 amino acids)
Biological process (GO): lignin biosynthetic process
Molecular function (GO): zinc ion binding; cinnamyl-alcohol dehydrogenase activity
Source: RefSeq, a predicted model, not a curated record